GCCUCAGCCAGUCCGUUGAACGGUAUCUACACCUUCAAGGUCCGCGUCCUUGAAGGCGUCCUCGAUUUUUUUGUCGUCCCGUGUGUCAUUAAAGGAUCGCUGCCGAGAUUUCUAGCUGGAUCUUCCUUUGCACCCGACUCCCUCCUUUGCAUUUUCCCUGCUUCAAAAAUUACGGACGGACGCAUCGCCAUUUUACGAUCAAGUACUCUUUCAACCCUCGCUGAUCGACAGCGUCGGGCAAACAUCAGUUGAGCGGAAGUGAUUGAGGGGGUGAGAUUUAGGUGCAAGACGAAAAAUAAGAAGACGACGACGACGUCGAGGAGAAGAAAUCAUAUCCCCCGAGGAUCAGCAUGAGGUCCUCGCUGGUGCUGCUCCUGGUAGCAGCUUUUGUCCUUGCCGAGGGCUCGACUCGAGUUAAGCGACAAGAAGAGAAGAAGGAGGAGAGUUUUGAAAAUGAGAUCUGCAAGGAUAAAGAUGCCGGCGAGUGGUUCAGAUUGGUCGCCGGCGAGGGUGACAAUUGCCGCGACGUCAUUCAAUGUACGAGUUCCGGUCUACAGGCGAUAAGAUGCCCGGCCGGCCUGUACUUUGACAUCGACAAGCAGACGUGCGAUUGGAAGGACUCUGUCAACAAUUGUAAACUAAAGAACAAGGAGAGAAAGGCCAAGCCCCUGCUCUACACCGAGGAACCGCUUUGCCAAGACGGAUUCCUCGCGUGCGGCGACGGAUCUUGCAUCGAGAGGGGCCUCUUCUGUAACGGCGAGAAGGAUUGCACCGAUGGCUCCGACGAGAAUAUUUGCGACAUGGACAACGAUCCCAAUAGAGCCCCUCCAUGUGAUCCCGCGGUGUGCGUUCUGCCCGAUUGCUUCUGCUCGGAGGACGGCACCACGAUUCCCGGCGAUCUCCCGGGUAAGGACGUGCCGCAAAUGGUCACGAUUACCUUCGACGAUGCCAUCAACAACAAUAACAUCGGUCUCUACAAGGAAAUCUUCAACGGCAAGCGCAAGAACCCGAAUGGCUGCGACAUCAAAGCCACGUUCUUCGUCUCCCAUAAGUACACCAACUACUCCGCGGUCCAGGAGAUGCACAGGAAGGGCCACGAAAUCGCCGUCCACUCCAUCUCGGCAAGGCAUAAUGACGACGAGCGCUUCUGGUCGGACGCGACCGUCGACGAUUGGGCCAAGGAGAUGGCCGGCAUGAGGAUCAUCGCCGAGAAGUUUGCCAAUCUGUCGGACAACAGCGUGGUGGGCGUGAGAGCACCGUAUCUGCGGGUUGGAGGUAACAACCAGUUCACCAUGAUGGAGGAGCAAGCCUUCCUGUACGAUUCCACCAUCACUGCGGCCUUGAACAAUCCCCCAUUGUGGCCGUACACCAUGUACUUCCGGAUGCCGCACCGCUGCCACGGAAAUCUUCAACACUGCCCUACUAGAUCGCACGCUGUGUGGGAAAUGGUGAUGAACGAAUUGGAUCGGCGUGAGGACCCGCAGAACGACGAGUACCUCCCUGGCUGCGCCAUGGUGGAUUCCUGCAGCAACAUUCUGACCGGGGACCAGUUCUACAAUUUCCUCAAUCACAAUUUCGACCGUCACUACGAGCAGAAUCGCGCGCCCCUAGGCCUCUACUUCCACGCUGCCUGGCUGAAGAACAAUCCGGAGUUUCUGGACGCCUUCCUUUACUGGAUCGAUGAGAUCCUGCAGAGCCACACCGAUGUCUACUUCGUGACGAUGACUCAAGUGAUUCAGUGGAUUCAGAAUCCGCGCACCGUCACCGAAUCGAAGAACUUCGAGCCUUGGCGGGAGAAGUGCGUGGUGGAGGGUCCACCAGCGUGUUGGGUGCCUCAUACCUGCAAGCUGACCUCCAAGGAGGUGCCCGGGGAGACCAUUAAUCUCCAGACUUGCGUGCGCUGCCCCAACAAUUAUCCUUGGGUGAACGAUCCAACCGGUGAUGGCUUCUUCUAAGCUGCCGAGGGCGCGAUCCUCUUUCUCGUCCAAGUCAAGUCCCUCCUCUUCUUCCUUCCUCUCUGUUCUCGAUCAUGUAGGUUUUCUUUUCUCCAAUUCUCGAGCUGAAGAAUGCGUCACAAAUCCUAGCGAUUCAAUGCGACGCUGGAUAUCCAUCGAAGCAUCAGUAUCGUCGAAAAUAACGAUACUAGAAGGCACACCAGAGAGAAGAGAAAAUAUCGUCGUUGACCCGUUAGACUCUGGCAACUCCGCUCUAGUUGCCAAUAAUUUUGCUGUUUUAUUGUUGAGAACAAUGUAUCUGUGAUGAUUAAGUUCGGUUCGGUUAAGAACUGGAACACCACGUCUAACGGAUUGAAGACGAAUAAAAUGAAAGGAGGCCUUCUAUCCACUUUGCAUUCUCUUCGACGUUGACGUUCAACUUUAUUUUUAUCAGAUUGAAAAAUAUUAUUGAAAAAAUUAUUGUAAAAAAAGUUUCUCUUUUACGCGUACCUUAUCAGCUGAUAAUUAAAAUUAACAUUCAUACGCCAGCCAAUCUGUGAUAGACUCCCGAGAGAGACGGCGUUCCCGAAGACCUCGAGGCGACGAUGACGAUGACGACAACGAGAUUCGCGCGCAUUCCAUUCGAAAUCGGCAUAAAAGCAAGCAAAACAAAAUGUCGCCCCACCCGAUCCCAUGAGGAGAAAUCGCGGAUCCCCUUCGAUGGCGGCGACUGGGCGAUCCGCGAGUGGGAUUCCGUGUGUAAUAUAAUCUGUGUCCCCCUUCUCAUUCUCUCUUUUCUUUCUCGCACCUCUGAUUUCUCGGCCGAUAUCGAUCUAUCGGUGAAUAUGAGUCUUCCUUUAAUCCUCCCCUCCCCCCCCCCCUCGACGGAAGUAAUAAACGAAGGCCGCCAGAUUAAUUGUUCCCCGAUUCGAAGUGUGCCCUUACUUUUUUAAGGGUUCCGCCGAUCUAUAUGUAUAAAUUUAUAUACGGGGUGUCACUUAAUUGGCGCCCACUAUUUAUUUAGCGAUAUUCCUCGUGGAAAACUGCGUCGAAAAGACCUGAACUAUUUUUUUCUAUAAUGAAAAAAAUUUUAAACCAUUUCUUCUUUAAUCCAUUUUUUUCUUCUAUAAAGCGAAAAACUUUAUUUUGCAUUAAAAAUCAUGUUUCUUCCGUUAAAAGCGUUUCCAUAAAGAAAAUUUCGUCGAGGAGGCCGAAGGUCAAUGCUUAUUGGCGCGCAACUUUACUCAAUAAUUACCGCUUUAUUAAGCGUUAUAGAAAAAAAUGGACUUUUCGACUCAGUCUUCCACGAGGAAUGUCGCUAUAUAAAUAGUGGGCGCCAAUUAAGUGACACCCUGCAUAUUUAUAUAUAUAUGGAAAUUAAAUAUUGUAUAUGUAUAUUUGUAAAAGUAAGUGAUACUACCAACCUAGAGUUCCCUCGAUGUGAACCUUUGAAUAAAAAAUUCUGAGAAAUCUCA
Messenger RNA from Camponotus floridanus (Florida carpenter ant), 3409 nucleotides. RefSeq lists its product as uncharacterized. Gene Ontology annotation, cellular component: extracellular region. Gene Ontology annotation, molecular function: protein binding; chitin binding; hydrolase activity, acting on carbon-nitrogen (but not peptide) bonds. The coding region runs from base 351 to 1955 and encodes 534 amino acids. The transcript has 5 exons. The record is from RefSeq and is a predicted model, not a curated record. Gene Ontology annotation, biological process: carbohydrate metabolic process. Lineage: Eukaryota; Metazoa; Arthropoda; Insecta; Hymenoptera; Formicidae.